AUGCAAAUUACAGACAUAAAAUAUUAUAAUUUACAAUUCAAAGUAGCAUGCUUAUUAAAGAACAUGUGGAAAAUGAUAGAUAAGUAUAAUAUUGAAGCCCAACCUCAUCAUAGGUUAUGGUAUACAGAUGGAUUUGAAUUUCCUAAAAAUGACAGGAAAAUAGAUAUUAUGGUAACUGAUAAGAUACAAGUAGAUAAAAAUUUUAAUGAAAUGCUAAUAUUACAAAAAGAAAUUUUAAAAUUAAAUAUAAAUGAAGAAAUAAAGUUUAUAUCUGAUAAUGAAGAAGAAGAUAUAGAAAUGGAAGAAGUUCAAAUAAAACGUAAAAAACCCAAAACACCUGUUGUAGUUAUUGAAAGCAUUAUCAAAUAA
This is a messenger RNA of Rhizopus microsporus ATCC 52813, 369 nucleotides long. RefSeq lists its product as uncharacterized. NCBI's taxonomy places the organism in Eukaryota, Fungi, Mucoromycota, Mucoromycetes, Mucorales, Rhizopodaceae. The record is from RefSeq and is a predicted model, not a curated record. Bases 1 to 369 code for a protein of 122 amino acids. The transcript has a single exon.